Messenger RNA from Panthera uncia (snow leopard), 15315 nucleotides. It is a transcript of the gene LARP4B, whose product is annotated as La ribonucleoprotein 4B. The transcript has 17 exons. Gene Ontology annotation, molecular function: mRNA 3'-UTR binding. The record is from RefSeq and is a predicted model, not a curated record. Gene Ontology annotation, biological process: positive regulation of translation. The coding region runs from base 9700 to 11904 and encodes 734 amino acids. NCBI's taxonomy places the organism in Eukaryota, Metazoa, Chordata, Mammalia, Carnivora, Felidae. Gene Ontology annotation, cellular component: cytoplasmic stress granule; cytosol.
CAGAUGGGGGCGGGGCAUGUAACUGCCUGAGGAGAUGUUCCUCCACCGGAAGAGGAGUGACUCCUGGUCUGAGGAAGAGGUCACACUUUGAGGGCAGCUGGGCCCUGCCUCUAAGGGUAUGACUGCCUGCCUGGGCUUUGCACCCUCCUUUGUAAAAUGACCGUUCCAGUCGCGAGCAGAGUGAGAAGAUGCGAUCUUUAAAUCUUCAUAUUGUUUCACUUGUGUCAAAUAGUAUUUAGGCUUCCUUAUCACCAAGUGUUGGACUGCUUGGAGUUUGCAGAGAUUUAAUGUUUUAACCAGAGGGUUAAUGAGAUGACCUAAACUUUCUCUUUGUUUUGUAUUGUAUUUUAAUGAAAAUUUUAGCUAAAACGAUCUUUUCAAAUAAUUGCCCUCUUCAGGGCGAGAUAACAUUCCAUGAACCAAUUUUAAGUCUUAAAGCUGGAAGGGACCUUUUUCAUUGUGUGUGUGAAAUUACUAAAUAAGUUCUAAGUUAAAAGGAGUUAGUGGGAAAAAAUUUAAAUGUAACUUUUGGGGUAUACUUCUUAUGUAGAUGCUUUUCCGAUCCUGUCUGGGUAAGAAAUAAGUGUGCCUUGUGUCUGAUUUUCUGCCCCUUGAGCAGAAUCAGAUGGAAGUGUAAAAAAAUGAGUCACCUUCCCCAUUGCUGUCUCUCUCAGUAGAAGCGCAGGUGUGCACGUGCAAAAGGAAAUUUAAAAAAUUGAUCUUGGGGCGCCUGGGUGGCUCAGUCGGUUGGGCGGCUGACUUCGGCUCAGGUCAUGAUCUCAUGGUUUGUGGGUUCGAGCCCCGCGUCGGGCUCUGGGCUGACGGCUCAGAGCCUGGAGCCUGUUUCCGAUUCUGUGUCUCCCUCUCUCUGACCCUCCCCCGUUCAUGCUCUGUCUCUCUCUGUCUCAAAAAUAAAUAAAAUGUUAAAAAAAAAAAAAUCUUAAAGCUAGCUUUAAAAAAAAAAAAUUGAUCUUGAAGCUUACUGGCAGCAUCUGUUUAGGACUGUUUCCCUACUGGGUGCCAGUUUAAAUGUGUAAUUACGCAACUACUCUAUUAAAGCUUGAUUCCUUUCUUUCAUUUGUCCGCGUCUUUGAGUGCCACAGUUACUGUGGGAAAACUAUCUUGUAGAUACUGAAUCUGGAAAAAACAAAGAGUAACUGCUCUCCUGGAAGCAGGGUUCUGCUGCUCUAUAAAUGUUCCCACCUUCGAGCCUAAGGUUCAGUCGAGUAUAUGAUCUCUGGAGAUCUAUGCUGUGGUAGGUACAUAGACUAAUGUGCUCUGAGCUGCUCACAAAUUAUUCUUCCCUGAGACAGAACAUAUAGUUUAGAUAUUAUGUACAGAGCGAUGCUGACAGCUGUGAGGUAAACACAGUAAUGCAGCCUGCAGCACAAGCCGAGUGAAUGAGGAACUGUAAUUCCUAUCAUGGUAUUUCAUUUUCUUACACCUCUAUUUAGAGGUGUGCAUACUGAGUCCCUAAAAGAAAGUUACUAUUAUUAACAAAUGUCCUUCCAAAUCCCAAAACAUUGUGAUGGUGCUUUAAUGAUUUGAUUUAGCUUCUUUGACCAUUUCUGUUUUUUCCACUGAGUUUAUUUAGUUUCAGAGGUCUGAUGGGUAAACUGUCUUUCUACAUAGUAUGUCUAGACAUUGAAAGUAACAAAUUCUGGCUUUUCUAAUUGAUUCUCAAAGGGAUCAUAUAGUACUUAAUUAGGGCAGUCUCUAAGGUUCUCAACAGCCCAUUUUCCAUAUUUGGAUAAAACUGUGUUUACUUAUCCAGGUGAAUAUUCAGUCACUGUUUUUUGAAAAAUAAUCCAAACAGUUACGCGGGAGUUCUCAGAACACAUGUCUGUGUCAUAGCAUCUUGUACUGUCCCUGGACUGCUUGCUCUCAGCCACAGACCAGAGGAGUUAGAAGAAAACUUAGCAAACUUGACUCCUCCCUCAUUUUGUGGAUGCAAAUAUAGAAAUAGAGUGUUGACACAACACUGCAGCCAAACCAUCUGUACUUGAGUGUUACUGACAAUAGGAAGCUCUUGGAGGUAAAUUGUAAGCCCUUGGGGGUAAAAUUGUAACGUAUCACUGGUGGGAUAUAUAUGAAAAAUGUGGAUUCCUAAAAGAGACUCAGGAUGGUAGGAGAGAACCACAGGUGUGGUGAAUGCUGUAAAGAACAGAAGGCUGUGGGUACAUGAAGAAGGAAUGAGAGAGGAAAGAGAAGGAGGCCUUCAAUGAGAGAGGAGGAUCCCAGGUGAGGAGAAGAGAAAUGGUGCAAAGAAAGACAGGGAAGUAUUGAAUGGCUGGGUGAAAAUGGAGAAUGGAGAGUGGUUUGUAGAACUGGAGACUUCCUUAUUUCAGAACAAUGUUUUUAGAUUGAAAAAAGCUGUCUCCUCUGUGGCCCCCAUAUAGGAGAAUCUCCUCUCCUAUGAAAUGUGUACAUUUCAAGGCCAACUCAUAAAGCAAAAAAAAAAAAAAAUCUAUAUGCUUGAAAAUUCCCCAGUAAGAUGCAACAUAUCAUCUCUCAACACGGCCAGUUUUUUUUUGUUUUUUCUUGGCAUUGAAUCAGAUCACUGGUUUUAUUGUAUAAAAAGAUGAAGUUAAAUUUGGCUUAUAUUUGGGCACCAUGUUGGUUUCUUAAAAAGUGCUUAUUUUAAAUAUUAAAAUCAUUAUGUGUGCACUGGGCAAUAUGAAGGUCACCAUAGAAGGGGGGGAGAAGGAAUGAAGACCAAUGAAGGAAGCUGCAGGUACUUUGAGGUCCUGUCACAGUGGGGGCGCCCAUUGGCAUGGAUUGACAGGGCGAGCUGCCUGCACCGCUGAAUUUCCAUACGGGCACGUAGAUUUGAAUAGCAGAAAUUAUGUGUGUGUAUAUGGACUAGCUCACUGGACUCAACUAGCUUGGUGACCUUGACUGAGUCAUGUCUGAGCGCAUUUUCCCAGGCUGCUAAGUGGGCAUGAGAGCUAAGAAAAUUGAGGUUGAUUGAGUGACUUUGUGAAGCAUUUAGACUAACCGUUGCAUGACACAGAUCCAAAUACUAAUUCAUUCCCUUUUUGGAUUUCUGAUCCACAGACAAAUCAUCUAUGUUUACACACUACCCUUUUGUAAGCAAGAAAAAAAAUGUUCAUGUUGUUCUGGAGUCAGGAAGUCUCCAGGUCUCUAUCUUUAUUUUGAUUGUUGUAGAAAUUAUCAAAUUCUCAAACUAUGAUUGUGUCAUUGUUAUUUGCAAAUCCACUGAGGUAUGCCAAGCACAUGUAUGAAAAUAAAGUUCUUAACCUCUUCCAGUUUAUUCCUUGGGUUAUUUCCACUUUUUGGCUAUUCCGCUAUUUGAAUAUUCACGUGCAAGUUUUGGGGGUGAUAAAUGCUUUCAGUUCUCUUGGGGAUAUACCUAGGUGUGGGAAUGCUGGCUUAUGUGAUGUCCUUGUGUUCAACAUCCAAAUGUUUGCCAAAGUGGCUGUGCCAUUUUACAUUCCCGCCAGCAUUGUAUUAAGAUUCCAGUUCUCCACAUCCUUGCCAACACUUGUUACUUGUCUUUUUGAUUAUAGCCAUUCCAAUGAGUUUGAAGUGGUAUUUUGUAUUUUGAUUUGCAUUUCCUCAUGACUAAUGAUGUCGAGCAUCUUUUCAUGUACUUAUCAGCCAUUUGUAUGUCUUUGGGAAAAUGUCAAUUCAUACUCUGCCCAUUUUUUACUUAUUUGUCUCUUAUAAUUGAGUUUUAGGAACACAUUCUUCUCUUUCUUUUUCUGUGUAUAUACACAUAUCCCUUAUGAGAUAUAAUUUGCAAAUAUUUUCAACUAUUCUGUGGGCUGUCUUUUCAAUUUGGUAGUGGUGUGCUUUGAAGCACAAAAGUUUUUAAUUUUGAUGAAGACCAAUUUAUUUUUAAUUCUUUUGCUUGUGCUUUGGUGUCCUAUGUAAGCAGGCAUUGCCUGAUCCAGGCUUAAGAUGAUUUACUCCUGUGGUUUCUUCUGAGUUUUAUAAUUCUAGCUCUUACAUUUAGUUUAGUUGAGUGUAGUUUUGUUUUUUAUUUUAGAGAGUAUGUGAGCAGGGAAGGGGCAAAGAGAGAGAGACUCUUUUUUUUCUUUUUUUAAGUUUAUUUUUUGAGACAAAAAAAGGGCAGAGGAGGGGCAGAGAAAGUGGGGAGGACAGAGGAUCCAAAGCAGGCUCUGUGCUGAAAGCAGAAAGCCCAAUGUGGGUCUCAAACUCAUGAACCACGAGAUCAUGACCUGAGCCGAAGUUGGACACUUAACUGCUUGAGCCACCUGGGCACCCCAUAGAGCGAGAGUGCGGCUCUUAAGCAGGCUGCAUAUUCAGCACGGGGCCCGACAGAGGACUCGAUCCCAUGACUCUGCGAUCAUGACCUCAGCCAAAAUCAAGAGUGAGAUACUCAUCCAACUAAGCCCCCCGGGUGCCCCUAGGUUUUGUUUUUGUUUUAAUUUAUUUUUAAGGAAUAUCUGUGCAUAAUGUGGGGCUCAAGCUCAUAACCCUGAGAUCAACAGUCGCAUGCUCCUCCAACUGAGCCAGCCAGGUGCCCCAUAUUUAGGUGUUUGAUUCAUUUGGAAUUAGUUUUUAUAGAGAGAGUGAGAUAAGGGCCCCACUCCAUUCUUUUGCAUGUGAAUAUCCAGUUGUCCCAGCACCAUGUGUUGAAAAGGAUUUUCUUUCCCCCAUUGAAUGGUCUUGGCACCCUUGUGAAAAUUCACUGGCCAUAAAUGUGAGAGUUUAUUUCUGGACACUUUAAGUUCUGUUGUUCUGUAUGGCUCUCUUUAUGUCAAUACCACACUGUCUUAACUGCUGUAGUUUUGUGGUAAGUUUUGAAAUCAGGAAGUGUGAGUCUUCCAGCUUGUUCUUUUCAAGAUGAUUUGGCUACUCUGGGUCCCUUGUAUUUCCAUAGGAAUUUUAGGAUCAUCUCAUCAAUUUUUGCAAAAAAGGCAGGUGGGAUUUUGAUAGGGAUUGCAUGGAUUCUGUAGACGUGCAGUGUUGCCAUCCUAGGAAUACCAUGGCUUCCGGUCCGUGAACACAGGCUGUCUCCUGUCCAUGGAAACCAGGCAUCUGUACAUAGCGCUCCUUUUGCCUUAUAUCAGUGGUUCUCAAACAUUUUGGUCUUGGGACCUUUUUACAGUUUUAAAUAUUAUUGAAGAUCUUGAAGAACUUUUGUUUAUGGGGCUUAUCUGUAUAUUUGCAUUAAAAAUUAUGACUCAGAUUUAAAAAAAUGUUUUUCUUUAACAAUAAUAGCAAAGCCAUUACAUGUAAAAUAAAUAUCAUUGCUUAUGAAAAGGUAGCAAUCUUUUCCAAAACAAAAAAAUAAUUUAAUGAGGAGAAUGGCAUUGUUUUGUAUUUUUAUAAAUCUCUUCAGUGUCUAAUUUAAUAGAAUCUCAGGUUGCUUCUUCUGUGUUUCUGCAUUUGAUCUGUUAGUGAUCUGUUAUUUUGGUUGAAGGAUGAGAAGGAAAUCUGACCUCACACGGAUGAAUAGCUGGAACGGUGAGGAGUGUGUUAACAGUCCCUUCCCAUAACCUUGACUCUUCUCCUUUGUAACCACACCAGAACUCCACGGCAGUUUGCGAGCAGACAAAGGCAAACAGCAUCUUGGAGUUGUUGUGACAAUUGGUAUGAUCUGAAGGCCCCUGGGAAGGUCUCUGGGACCCCUGACAGGCACAGGCCACCCUCUGAGACCCCCUGUCUUAGAGAACAAGACUGAGUUGUGAAUUUUCACAAAAAAAUGGUGUGACAGCUGAUUGGCAUUUUUAUUAAUCUGUAUUGACAACCCACUGGGAAGGGUCCUGGUUGCUUUUCCUGCCGAUCAGUACUUCUGUUGUUGGAAAGGUACCGCAUGGGGGGCUCUGAACUGUUCGAUGCUUGCUUGGUAAACACAGCACCAGCAAGCCGGAUGAGUUUCAUUAAGCAUGUGUGAUUAUAAAACAGUAAGGUAUUUGGAAAAUUGAGACUACAGAAAUGAAACAACGUAAGACACUAUCCUGGUGUUUUAACUCUUGGUCAUACAUUGUUAGUCAUCUAGUGUAUUACUUUUAAAUAUUCACAAAGUCAGCUGUGUGAAUUUUUAAAACAUACUUGUAAUUACACUGUCCACAGUCUCAUAUCCUGCUUAUUUAACCUAAGGUAAUCUCUGAAUCUUUUAAAUAGUUGAAAUAUAUUGUUAGUUUCUGCUUUUCUGUAUUUUUCUUUAUUUUUUUAUUUUUAUUUUUUUUGCUAAAGCUAAACAUUGUUCAUGUGAUAGUUUACAUAUUUUUGUAUUAGUGCAGAUUUUAAACAACAGUAAGUGUGUGAAGUUUCAGAUGGAUAUUGGUAACUAUGUCCUAAUUAGAUUUUUCUUUUUACUUUUCAUUACAGAAUACUUUAACCACGGAAGUAGAGAGGGCAGGCGGUAUAGCAGUCCUUAGUGCACCCGUCAUCCAGUUCUAGCUGUUAGCCACUUGCUGCAUUCUUGCAUUUUUGUUUUGUGUUGUCUCUUAAAUUUACCAAAACAGUUUUUAGCAUAUUUUAAAGCAAAUUCCGGAUAUAUAAUUGUACCCAUAGUCUUUUAGUUUGUAUAUCUCACAGAUAAGACUUUUCCACCGCCACACCACCUGGAUUGCACUCAACAGAAUUAAUAAUCAUUCUAUAAUAUCCUUUAUUACCUAGGCAACAUUCAAUUUUUCCUGUCAAAAAUGUCAUUCUAGAGUUAAUUUAUUUCAGUCUCGUUACAGUUCUCACAUAAGGUUAUUUUGGUUAAAGCUUUUGUAUUUUGUAGCAAUAAAAAUCUCUUCCAUUUUUUCAUGUCGUAGAUUUCGUGCAGAAAUGAGGUCAUCUGUCUUCUAGAAUGCCCCACAUUUUAGAUUUAGCUAAUGGCUUUGUGUUGGUGUUAUUUAACGUGUAUCACCCCAGAAUUUCCUUUAAAUUGGGAGUCAGAUCUAGAGGUUUGAUUAACUAAAGGUUCUUUUUUUGGCAAGAAUACUUCAUAAACGGUGCUCUUUGCUCACACCAAGAAGAGUGUAACGGCUGGUUGUUACACUUUCAGUCAUGAGAUUGAAAAGUGGCUUCAGUGUCCGUCCGAUCUAGCCAUUAUAAAGUUUUCUGUCAGCUCUCUGCCCGAUUUCAGCAGACGUCGAUGGUAAUUGCCUUCGUUAUUUCAUUAGAUGUUGCAUUAUUGUGAUUUUCUACUUCAGUCGUUCCCCGCUUAUUAGUGGUGCUUCCUGCGUAGAGAGCAGCUCGCCCUGCUCAGCUCUUCGGUUAUGCCGCUGCCAUCCUCCAAGGAAGGCGGGCUGACGGUUGUUUGCCUUUAGGAAUCUUCAGGAGAAUGAGUUGGAAUCCUGACAGUCUCCGCAGGUGACCAGCGUGGUGGCAUUUUGAACUGUCGUGGGUCCUAACGUGUUUGUUACCUGUUCAUUCUUUUUGCUCCGCACGUUGUCCGUGUGUGGCCAUGAGAGCCCUUCACACUUGGAAAGUGAAGAGGAAAGAUGAGGAGAGGCUGAGGAGUUGUCACAGUGUGGAGGAGACGAGAAGUCACACCUAAAUGCGAUGUGGGGUCCUGGAUGGGACCCCGGAGCCCUUAACAAAUGUUUAAUUAUGAAACAGACAUUUCUGGUAUAUGGGAAAAGGAUUCUUUAGAAAUAGAUCUGAGAGGACCGUACCGUCCCAAGUGUUUAAUAAGAUUGAUAAAAUUUCCAGGUGUAGCCUUGACAGAUGAAAUUUAAAAUGUCCGGCUAGCAUAGAGACCACGAGAUAGGAGGAAGGGCCCUUUGGUGUCGUCUUUCUGCUUUUCCACGGCGACAGGUGAAAUCCAACCAAGGAAAUCACUCCUUUUGUUUGGCUCUGGAAGGCCGUUGUGAAGGCUGCCUCUGGACACUGUCACCACUUCAGACCGCUAGGUCUGGGGCCGGCACAGGCUUUGCUUUGGUGGCACCUUCCCCCACCCUGUCCCCAGCUUUCUAGUCCAGCCCCGAGACCUGCAUUCUGGCCAUUUCUGGAGGCAGUCGUUGAGGCCUCAGGACGGCUGUGGUCUCACAAUGGGUGCCUGGGAGGCUUGUUCUCUGCUGGAGCUGUCAUCAGUGCUGCCCUGCCAAACCGUCUUCUGGAUUGAAACAUUCGACCAAGUCUGGUUGUAAUGCUGUGUGCCUUCUGUGCUGCCCACACAGGAACCCCUGUUUCCGGGUGCAGGGCCUGAGGAAAGCCGUGUGUGCCGGCUGGGUUGGUAACGAAGAGGUGGACUGGUGUGGCGUCAGGAUCACUGGUUCGUGGCUGGGGCGCCUGGGACAGACCGGGGCUGCCGUGCUGUCGUCCCAGGACACUGCCACGACUUCCUUUCUUUCCUUUUGUGGUGGAGCGUUGCCCGCAUGCAUGGGCACACUGGACCGGGAGGCACAUAUUUCUGACUGGAAAAAAAAUGGAGGUAGUAGAUGUAAUAAAGGAUUCUUUGUAAUUGAAUUCCACCCCCCCCCCAUUUAUCUAUCUUACCUUGUUUUUAACCAAACAUUUUUUCUUUAAGAAUCUUAGAAAUCCAGCAGUUAAUAUGGUAAAGCAUCUACAGUACUUUCUGUGACUUGUCAGUCUGGUUACCGUCCUGUGUCUUUAUUUUUUGGAUUUGAUGUUUCGUGAGAGUCGAUGUAGUUUCUAUUACAGUUUCACAAGUAUUACAAACUAUUACACUUCAACCUUUGUCAUUCAUCCUGUAUUUUGGAAAAUACUGACCUUUCUGAAAUGGAUUUGUCCCAAGCAUUUCUUCUCUUUGGGUAGUUGAUACUGCCAAACCUGCCUAAUAGCACGGAAGUGAUUUUGUGCUUCUGAUGAUAGAGUUGACCAGUGCAUGAGAUCGCCUUUGAUCAUCAGAUUGUUUCAUUAUAACAAGCGUUUUGAGAAGUUCAUAAGCUGGUUAUUGAGAGAAGGGAGCGCCAUCGCCAUCAUGGAAACCAAAAACCUGCAUGGUCACCUCGUGAGACCGAUAGCUAGCUUUUAAGUCUCUGUAUCUGACAUGUGGAUGCUGUGUUUUCAGAAGUGCCUGAGAGAUACGGGGAUUAAAUCCAGUCCUUGGGGUGCUGUGAGGCGGUGGAGGUCAGGCCUGGCUGUCUGGGAACCCUGGUUCUCAGACUGAUCUGAUGAAAUCAUGGGUAUUGUGGUCCCGCCUCAUGGACCAGAGUUACUGUGUACGCCGUUCGGGAACAUCAAAGGAGAUACGUUGUUUGAAGUUCAGGGUCUAGCUGUUGAGCUGAGCCGGAAAGGCUGCUAGCUUCACAACUCUGGUCCUGCUGUCUGGAGGUGCUUUUCCGUUGGUGUGGGAUUCCUUUUCAACUGCUUAUUGUUCAGUUCUUGAUAACUGUUGUCCUGGAAGAAAAUGAGAUUGAUGGUGCUAGUCAGAAAUGAUACGUACAUAUAAAUUUGGGAUUCAUCAGAUCACAAAUGGGAGUUCUGUUAGUUUUGUAAUUUUCCGUUUUUAAAAAAAUGGUUUUGUGGGCGUCAGUGGGUUUGUAUGUGUUAGCACAUGAUUUCUAGUCUUGGUAUAUUCUUGGCUUAGUACAAAGGUGUGAAUCGCCGGCAGAUUUCUUUGAAUUGCUUAGACUCCAGAGGGAUAAGCACAUGAAAACCUGAGGGUUUGCAGACUUCCUAGUCACUUAAUUGUAAGAACCCCUGGUGUUCCGUACUUCCAGUUACUAAUGUGCUGUCUUUGUCGUUCCACAGCAUCCUUCGCUGGCCACUCAGCUUCUCCCAGUGCGGCCACCAAGUAAACAGCUCAUGACUUCUGAUCAGGACACUAAGGUCGUGGCUGAACCGCAGGGCCAGCGAGUCCAGGAAGGGAAAGACAGCGCUCAUCUGAUGAAUGGUCCCAUAUCUCAAACCACUUCUCAGACCAGCUCCAUCCCAGCUUUGAGUCAGGUACCGACAGCCAAGGUUUCAGAGCUAAACCCUAAUGCUAAAGUGUGGGGGACCCCCGUGCUGCGUUUGGAAGCGGGCAGUGCGGCGGAUGGCGGUGUGAGUGCAAGCUGGGAGGAGCCGGCUGGGCCUUGCACAGCCUGCGGCCAGGAGGGAUUGGAUGCCAAUGGUGAUGGUGACAAAGGUCAUGAGAGUGUGGCGCUGUUGGAUUUGCAGGAGCCGGACCGACCAGCUGUGAGCACGUCGGCUCUGGACCGCUCAGAGUAUGAAUCUCCGCCGGAAAACAACGAGACUGGAGGAAAUGAGUCUCAACCAGAAACCCAGGAGGACCCCCGAGAAGUACUCAAAAAGACAUUGGAGUUCUGCUUGUCUAGGGAGAACCUUGCUAGUGACAUGUACCUUAUAUCGCAGAUGGACAGUGAUCAGUACGUGCCAAUCACCACGGUAGCUAACCUGGACCACGUCAAGAAGCUCAGUACUGACAUGAACUUGAUUGUUGAAGUGCUGAGGUCUUUACCUUUAGUCCAAGUGGACGAGAAGGGAGAAAAAGUAAGGCCAAAUCAGAACCGCUGCAUCGUGAUACUGCGUGAAAUCUCCGAGUCCACCCCUGUGGAAGAAGUAGAAGCACUGUUCAAAGGAGACAAUUUACCGAAAUUCAUAAACUGUGAAUUUGCCUAUAAUGAUAAUUGGUUUAUUACAUUUGAAACAGAAGCUGAUGCACAGCAGGCUUACAAAUAUCUUCGAGAAGAAGUCAAGACUUUUCAAGGAAAACCAAUUAAGGCACGGAUAAAAGCAAAGGCAAUAGCUAUAAACACAUUUUUGCCAAAGAAUGGAUUUAGACCUCUGGACAUGAGCCUUUACGCGCAGCAACGCUACACAGCCUCCUUUUACUUACCUCCGGUCUACAGCCCUCAGCAGCAGUUCCCCCUGUACAGCCUGAUUGCUCCCCAGACGUGGUCGGCCACACACAGCUAUCUUGAUCCGCCGCUGGUAACUCCAUUUCCAAAUACUGGAUUUAUAAAUGGGUUUACGUCUCCAACCUUCAAACCUGCAGCGUCUCCUCUGACUUCGCUCAGACAGUACCCUCCAAGAAGCAGGAAUCCUAGCAAAUCUCAUCUACGCCAUGCCAUUCCCAGUGCAGAGAGAGGACCUGGACUGUUAGAAAGCCCUUCGAUAUUUAACUUCACUGCAGACCGUCUAAUUAAUGGCGUUCGGAGCCCACAGGCACGGCAGACAGGUCCUCCUAGAACACGGAUACAGAACCCUCCCGCCUACGCCAAGAGGGAGGUUGGGUCUGGUCGCGUGGAGCAGAGCAGUGCGGAAUCUCCCCCUGGUUUAGGGAGAGGGAGGAAGAAUUCCUUUGGUUACCGGAAGAAACGGGAGGAGAAGCUGACAAGGAGUCAAACUCAGUCUCCAACGCCACCAAAGCCCCCGUCCCCGAGCUUUGAAUUAGGACUGUCCAACUUCCCUCCGCUGCCAGGAGCGGCAGGCCACCUGAAGACUGAGGACCUGUUUGAAAACAGGCUGUCUAGCUUCUUAAUUGGAUCAUCAAAAGAAAGGGGCCUGAAUGCGGAUGCAAGCACGAACACGCUCCCCGCAGUGAGCCCCAGAGAGCCCUUAGCGCCAGCUGCCUGCACCCUGUCUGCAGCCUAUGGGCGCUCCCCCUCCCCCUCCCACCUGCCUGAGGAUCCCAAGGUGGUGGAGAAGCAGAGGGAGACCUCGAAUGUGGACAGACUUCCUUCUGCCCUCACUACAACAGCGAGUAAAUCGGUGCAAGUGAAUGGCGCUGCCACGGAAUUGCGAAAACCCAGCUAUGCGGAAAUUUGUCAGAGGACGAGUAGAGAGCCUCCGUCUUCCCCGUUGCAGCCCCCGAAAGAACAAAAGCCAAAUGCUGUUGGUUGUGGGAAGGAAGAAAAGAAGCUCGCUGAGAGAGAGCCCUGUGCCCCCAAGUCCAACCCGGGACCGCCCAAAGACCAGAGGAGGCCGCCAGGCCGCCGGCCCUCGCCCCCAGCAGCCGGGAAGCGUCCACACAGAGAACAGAGCACCCCUCCCAAGUCCCCUCAGUGAGCGCCGAGGUCUGGGAGGGCUGUGAGGAACUGAGGUCGCCACAACUCAGCACUGUCCCACUCGGGGCCGAGAGUGAGCCGCUGGUUAGGAGCUUGCAGCGUAGACGGGCCGCUGAGGUGCCUGCAAGUGGUGUUUCUUCCGUGAGUCGGAUUUUCCCCCCUCUUGAAAAAAAAUCUAUUUUUCAGGAUUUAAUUAAUAUAAACCUUAUUUUAGGUUGGUGCUUAACUGGAGGUGAUGCAUAAGUCUGAUUUUUUUCAGGAUAGUAAAUGCAUUUAUCCUAACAAAUUGAUAUUUUUAUUAAGCCUCCAUGUGGCUAUGAAUGCAAGCUCUAUAUAUAGUGAGUUUUUCUAAAUUAAGCGGAACUAUGCUACUUCAUUUUUUAAAAUAACUGGUUAGCAAGUGCAUAUCUCUGAGAUGUCCAGACCGACGGGUGGGCUGCAGACGGCUGGGAUCGAGGUUGGAGGCAACACAGUCAUUGUGGCCUGGAGAAGGGGUGGGGUCAGGUGGUGCCCUCGCUGGCAUGGGAGUUGUACUUCAUUCAGAAUCUUAGCAAGUGACGCUAGCAGUUGUUUGGGUUUUUUUUUUUUUUUUUUUUUUUUUUUUUUUCUGUUUUUUUUUUUUUGUUUGUUUUGGCUUUUUUUUUUUUUUUAAGUAUAGCCUGUUUUUGACCUACUGGGCAAGAUGCACCCAAGAGAGCCCUGAAACCGUGAGUUUUUAUGUGCUGCAAGCAAGUAACCAGCCUCUCAAUCCAGACUCCGUGGCUGUUGUGUAAGAUAGAGUCAAAGCACAUUGUGAAUAGAACCUACAUGAAAACGUAAACCUGGUUGCCCACCGACGCGUCACCGCGAAAUUGUACCCUGAUGUUGUCUUGCUCCUGCGAGCUGGCCCGGAGGGCUCGGGAGCCACCGUGGCUCUUGCCGUGGCUCCUGCCGUGGCUCCUGCGGCUCCCCCGCAUUAGCUCCGUGGGAGCCCCCCCGUACCUCCGUGUCGGCACACAGUGGAAGUGUUACUUAAGUCGUGAGAGAGGUGUGUGCGGUGCCCGUGGCGGUGAGGCCAACAGUUCCCUCCGAGACGAGGGUCUCACUGACUCCCUUCUGGAAGUGCUGCACUCUGAAGAACACGCAUGCACUAGCGCUAGCAGUGGAUAAUAAAGUUCAAUAUAAAUUAUUUUGUUUUAAAAUGCCUAAAUUCUUUCUUUAAGUAUUCUAAGCAGCAGACAUUAAAAUAUUUCCUGCUAAAUGUAACCAUACAGUUUAUUCCACAAAAUGUUAUUUAACAAGACUGAGGUGUUUUUUUUUUUUAAAAUUAUUUCCAUCCAAUAUUUAAAGACUUGAAUUUUAUUUAAACUUGAAAAUGACUUUGCCUUAACUUUUGUAGAAGACAGCUUAGAGUUGGCGGAGACCGGCCCCUGGGUGGGCGCGAGUGGGCUCCAGAGCCGCUCUGUCACGUGGGGCCGCCGCCGCCGGGGUUUCUGAGUGAGCGCUCCGUAGUGUGGGAGCUGGGCUGGCAGCGGUGUCUGUGAUGUACCCUGAAGAUCUGCAACAGUUGACCUUUCUCAGAUUGUUGAGAAAUCCUGUAAAUGCAAAUAGUCGAUACUGUAUUAAAUAUGUGCACUUGGGAGUGUGUGCUUUGCUUGUACAGUUGUAAAUAAUCAGAACAUAUUAAAAAGGUACCCUAAAGAGAAAAAUCUGAUAAAAAUUAUUGAUAUAUUAUAAAUGUUGCUAUUGAGCUGGAUGUAGAUAAAACUAAAUGUUGUGGUUUGAAUAUUAUUUUAAUUUGUUGAGGUGUUUUUCUUUUCCUCUUAUGCUGGUGUGUUGGACUGAUUCUCCUCUUUGCUGCUGCAGAAGGGAAACGGAAAGUCCUGUUAAAGCCUUCCGAUGUCUUCAUGCUCUUCUUAAAAGUCUGUAAAUAUGUACUAAUCAUAGCUAAUGUGAAAGCAUAAUGUAGGAAGCAGAAACUGGCAGGAUCUUCAGGAGAACGUAAAAGAUAAUCUACUUAAAAUCAUAAAUAGCUACGCGCGAUUCGCCCUGCCAGAGGAAAACACGCCCUGGUGAGCUUGACCGUGUCCUUCAGAGAAGCUGCCAGUACUCAGAUUUUACUUAGAAAAAACAGUGCUAGUAUGUUGCAGAUGCCUGUAAAAGGAACAUGGGGAUUCGUUUUUUUGUAGUUGAGGGAUUGUGGACUUAAAAAAUCAGGAAGAAUUGACCUCUGACACCCCAGCUAAUGAGUACUGUGAGAAGAGUUGGAAAGGCGAGCCACAGGAGGUCCACACUGAGCGGUCUUUGCUGGAGGAGGGAGCGGAUGCCGUCAGCCUUCAUCAUCCCCGAGCCGCGGACCUGUGGAGCUGAGACACUGGUUUUCAGGAGUGCCGUGUCCUUCCCCCGGCCGGGGGGUGUGUGUGCUAGAGCCAGCUGUAGCCAUCUACUGCACACGGGACGGAGGUGGUCACUCGUGACAGCAACGGGGCACGGCUAGCCAGUGUGGCGGCCGUCCCACUGCACCCAUGCCUGCACCGUACUGCAGCUCUUGUCCUCGUGGCCAGAGUCUGUCGCAUCCAGAUUUGCAACCUCGCUCUAGUGUUAUUUUUAUAGCACUCUUUAAUUAAGCAAAGAUGAUAUGCCAAAUAGCUAUAUUAUGUCCAAAAAAGCCCAUCUUUCUGAGAUCCUUGUGAGAUCUUACACUCACAGAAAAGGAGGGGAGCCCACACAAGGGGAGGCUGGGACGCAGCACGGGGGGCAGCCGCUCUGGCGCAAGCAGCCAGCAGUCUGAGGCUUUUGUCCAUUUUUAGAAACGUCACUCUUUCCUUUCCUCAGCAGUACCUCAGGGUGUAGAGUCAGAUACGGCAAUCACAAAUGACGUUUUAACUUGUAAAAUUGUGUGAGGAUACUUCUAAUUUGGAAAUAGAGGGAUGAGAAUCUGGCCCCAUUUCACCAGACAUGAAUUUCAAGUAGAGUAGUUGCUUUUUAAGAGUUGGUGUCCUGAUGUUCCUGGUCUGGCCCUCCUGUCCCCGCAUCACUGAUUGUCACUAGCGGGUGGCAGGAAAUGUUUCCUGUUGCUGGAUUAGCCAGGAGCACAGGGUUUACAUUUAAACACCGGCUCCGUUUGUUCCGAGGGCAGCGGGUGAGGAAGGUGCACGUCUGUGCCUGCCGCCUGCGAGCUGCAGUCGUGCUCUCGUGCACUUGGUGGCCUGUCACCCGGAGCGCAGCAGACAAUCCAAGUCAGGAGCAGAGCGGGAUGUAAUACGGAAGCUUUCUUGAGGGCUUUUGUUUUUGUUCUACUUUUCAUUAAGACUGGAAUCAAGCUUACAUGUAAACUAUUGGUAAUUUAAGUUUCCUUUUGUGUCAUUCAGUGUAAAACUGUCUAAUUUGAAAAAUGUAGGUUAUGAAAAAUAAAGAUUUAGGCACUGUUCAA